Molecule: messenger RNA, 1557 nt
Organism: Candidula unifasciata
Lineage: Eukaryota; Metazoa; Mollusca; Gastropoda; Stylommatophora; Geomitridae
Source: the annotation of a GenBank genome assembly
AUGAUUGCAUCAACACUGAGGCUUUUAGCUGCUGCAGCCAUACUUGCAACUAUCCUUCCGGUUGACUCCAAGAAAGUUGUAUUCUACCCAGCACCUACUGCCAGCUACGUCAUCUACCACUCCAACAUCGCCUCAUCCAUGUCUAGUCUCGGUCACGAUGUGUGGAUCUGUCUGCCUCGCUAUCUUGUGGUCAAGAACUUGGUCAAGGACCCGGCCAUCAAAAUUGUGGAGUACGGCAAAGAUUUGGGUGACAUGGUUGCCAAAUUGUUAAUAAGCACUGGGUUACUUGAUAAUUUUUGGGAUGGUAAACAGUCAGAAGGACUGAUGUAUUUAUAUAAAAUCUUUCAGGAAUAUAUGAAAAUAUCGGCCGCGAUCAUGUCUGAUGAAUCAUUUCUAGAACAGGUUAGGAACAUACAAGCGGAUUUAUUUGUUUUAGAUUCAACAGGCCCAAGCAUAAGCAUGAUUGUGCUGCCCUACAAACUGGGCAUUCCUUAUGCGCUGGUCGGAACAAUGCAUGACGUCAUUGUGGCCAGGGUACCGUUUAGCCCUGCAGCCACACCUCCUUUCCCAAGACCCGGCUUCAGCGACCAGAUGUCUUUCAGUCAACGACUGCAGGCCACGAUAUUGUCCGCGGUUCUGAUGACUUUUGAAAUAUGUUAUGAUAGUAAUCUAGUGUCCACGUUUGUCCCAGAGAAGCCGUAUAUUUCUAUAACCAAUCUGGCAGCAAAAGCGGAGAUCUUCAUUGCUGAACUGGAUCACAUUCUCGACUAUCCCCGGCCUAUGCUACCAAACACCAAACUGAUCGGAGGGUCUUCGGCCUCUGCUGCCAAACCUCUGGCCGCGGAGUUUCAGAAAUUUGUGAACGAAUCGAAACACGGCAUUGUUGUUGUUUCGUUCGGAAGUGCAGUUGUUGACAUACCCCCGGUCAUCAGUGAAAAAAUGACGGCGGCUUUCAACCAACUUGACCAGAGAGUCGUGUGGAGAGUUAAUAUCACCUCUCCUGAGCCCAACCACAUCAUGACCUCCAAGUGGAUACCGCAGAAUGAUCUUCUGGGUCAAGAGAAGACACGACUUUUUGUAUCCCAUUGUGGCAAAAACGGACAGUACGAGGCUCUCUACCACGGAGUUCCCAUACUCUGUCUGCCCAUUUAUGGCGAUCAGUUUUACAAUGCCGAAAGGAUUCGAAUCAAAGAGUUCGGUCUGUCUGCUGACGUCCGGUCAGUUAGCGCUGACCAGUUGGCGGAUUUAAUGAAGCAAAUUAUCAAUGAAAGCAAGUACACUGGCAAUAUGAAGAAGGCGUCUCGUUUGUACCGUGAGUUGUACAAGGUUUCGAUGAAAGAAGCUGCCUUUUGGCUGGAUCACGUGAUGACGUAUGGCGGAAAUUAUAUGAGAUCUUCAAGCCAAAAGAUGCCUCUAUAUCAGUUUAUGCUUUUGGAUGUGCUGUCUGUCAUCCUUGGCUUCAGCUGCCUCCUAUUGGUGCUGCUAUUUUUCCUUGUCAAGCUUUGCUGCAGAUGUUGCAGGAGGAAGGGCAACAACGCCAAAGUAAAACAAUCUUAG